Messenger RNA from Staurois parvus, 2513 nucleotides. The record is from the annotation of a GenBank genome assembly. NCBI's taxonomy places the organism in Eukaryota, Metazoa, Chordata, Amphibia, Anura, Ranidae.
AUGUUGGAGGCCACCGAGAGCAGCAAGAGUACAAACUCUCACAGCCCCUCGCCUCCCAGCAGUUCCAUCGCAUACAGUCUCCUGAGCAAUAGCUCCGAACAGGACAACCCUUCCACCAGCGGCUGCAGCAGUGAACAGUCUGCCCGGGAGAAGAAUCAGAAGGAACUAAUGAAGGCCCUGAAGGAGCUGAAAAUCCGCCUGCCAUCCGAAAAAAGAUUAAAAGGCAAAUCUGGGACUCUUGCCACGCUGCAGUACGCUCUGUCCUGCGUCAAGCAAGUCCGAGCUAACCAAGAGUACUACCAGCAAUGGACCAUCGAUGAGUCCCAGCCAUGCAGUCUGGACAUGUCCAGCUUUACUAUCGAGGAGGUGGAAAGCGUCACAACAGAGUACACGCUAAAGAAUCCUGACACAUUCUCUGUGGCGGUUUCCUUUAUCACCGGCCGCAUUGUCUACAUUUCUGACCAGGCCUCUCUUAUCCUGCAUUGUAAAAGGGACGUGUUUAAAGGAGCAACAUUUGCCGAGUUUCUGGCCCCGCAAGAUGUCAGUGUCUUCUAUGGGUCCACAGCACCUUAUAACCUCCCAUCCUGGAGCAGCUGCAUAUCUGGAGAUACGGCUUCAAUGGACUACACUCCGGAAAAGUCUGUUUUCUGUAGGAUCAGUGGGGGCCGAGAGCGGGAUAUGAACAUCCGCUAUCACCCUUUCCGCCUCACCCCGUACCUGAUGAAGGUGCGAGAUUCGGACAACACUGAGGGGCAGCCCUGCUGUCUGCUAAUCGCUGAGAAGAUCCACUCUGGAUAUGAGGCACCACGAAUACCGGCAGAUAAGCGAAUUUUCACCACCAGGCAUACGCCCAGCUGUGUGUUCCAGGAGGUAGAUGAGAGAGCUGUCCCUCUCCUCGGCUACCUCCCACAAGACCUUAUCGGCAUGCCUGUUUUGUUUUUCAUUCAUCCCGAGGACCGACCGCUCAUGCUUGCCAUACACACUAAAGUCUUACAGCAGGCUGGCCAGCCUUUCGAUCACUCUCCCAUCCGCCUGUGUGCACGUUCUGGGGAGUAUGUCACCAUCGACACAAGCUGGAGCAGUUUCGUCAAUCCGUGGAGUCGCAAAGUUUCAUUCAUUCUUGGAAGGCACAAAGUUCGCACAAGUCCUCUCAACGAAGACAUCUUUACUGCUCCCAAAGGGGCAGAAAUGAAGCCUAUAGACCCGGACAUUCAGGAACUGUCGGAGAAGAUACACAGGAUAUUGAUGCAGCCUGUACAUAGCACGUCCUCCGGAGGCGGGAAUGGAAGCGGCGGCAGCAACACAUCCCAAGAACCGUAUCACUGCAAUGCUUCGUCCAGUGACAGCAAUGCCAUGGUCAUCGAGGAGCGGACAGAGCCCAAACCUAUGACAUUUCAGGAACUUUGCCAGAAUGUCCACACAGUGAAGAGUGGGGGCCAGCAGAUCUUCCUGGGCUCCAGGGUCAUACGACCACCUCAUCGAGGACAUUUUCAGGCUCUCGCUCCGGCUCGCAUAGUCCCUCCAGCCAACGUAGACAACACUCCUCCUGACACGGCGGCCCCUCGAAUCCCUGAAGAACUUGCACGAAAAGAGACCUCUAACUAUUCCUACCAGCAGAUCAACUGCCUGGACAGCAUCAUCCGAUACCUGGAGAGCUGUAACCUUCCGGCACGGUGAAGAGAAAAUGUGGCUCCUCAUCGUACACCUCAUCCACCUCCACCUCCGAGGAGGAGAAACAGAGGACCGGGGAGAGCGACAAGGAAGAUCCCUCGGCUGGCCCACCACAGCGGCAGGAUCUGCCUCCUCCACCCCACACCAGCAGCAGUGGCCUCCUCACCUCUGGCUCCUCUGCCUCCUCUUCCCCCCAGCAAGGCAGAGAGCGUGGUGUCCAUCACUAGCCAAGGAAGCUUCAGCAGCACAAUAGUCCAUGUGGGAGACAAAAAACCGCCAGACUCGGCUGAAAUGGUACCUUUGGAGGAGUCCCCAUGCCCUGCAGCCCCACCACCUCCACUGCGACCGCUGGGGCUGACCAAAGAAGUCCUCUCUGCCCACACUCAACGGGAGGAGCAAGCCUUCCUAACCCGCGUGCACAACCUCAGCCAGCUGCGGGUGUUCGACCCUGUUCCUGCGGGAGCAUGGGAGGAGCAGGGCCAACGGGGACCUAGAGGAACUAAGCCCUCCAGAUCCCACCAACAUCACCACAGCUCUGCCAGCAAUCCUGCUCCCCCAUCGCGGGAUGGUACAAAUAAUGGAGGUCGUCGGGGCAAAAGCAGAAAAUCCAAAGCCAAGAGGCCAAAGCAGGGCAAACCUUUGUCACCCACUUCCAUGCCAACGACCAAUCUCCCUGAGGCUCCUCUCCUGCCUCCUCCGCCCCCAGUCAUCCCUGGUUAUCCCCUCCCCAUGUUCCCUCCCCGACCUCCUGUUCCUGAACCAGCCCCGCCCCUCCCUAGAUACCCUCUUGUCACACCCAUUGUUGCCCUCGUACUCCCCAACUAUCUCUUCCAACCUCCCCC